Molecule: messenger RNA, 380 nt
Organism: Hyalella azteca
Lineage: Eukaryota; Metazoa; Arthropoda; Malacostraca; Amphipoda; Hyalellidae
Product: versicolorin B synthase-like
Exons: 3
Molecular function (GO): oxidoreductase activity, acting on CH-OH group of donors
Source: RefSeq, a predicted model, not a curated record
GUCCUCUCACAAAUCCCCUGUCUGUGGUGGGGGUGAUCCAGAGGAAGCUGGGGGAGGAAGGGGACCCCGAAAUGUCUGAUCUCAUGUACCAGUUUAACCAAGCACCGAUUUGGAGAGACGGAGGCAUACUCCACGCGCGGAUGCGCUUACUCAAGGAUGAGGUCUACCAGGAUUACUACGCCCCCUACGAGGGCAGGGACGGGUUCGACGUCCAAAUUAUGCUGCAGGUUCCCAGGAGCCGCGGCGCCGUCACCCUCAGGUCCAAUAGUCCCUUCGAGCCUCCUAAUGUCGACCCGAAUUAUUUCGAACAUCCUGAUGAUGUUGAGGAUCUUCUUAAAAGUUUCUGCAAGGUAUUGGAUAAGGUAAGCGCAUGGAUCUAG